Messenger RNA from Branchiostoma belcheri (Belcher's lancelet), 954 nucleotides. RefSeq names its product GTP-binding protein SAR1b-like. The record is from RefSeq and is a predicted model, not a curated record. Gene Ontology annotation, molecular function: GTP binding; GTPase activity. Lineage: Eukaryota; Metazoa; Chordata; Leptocardii; Amphioxiformes; Branchiostomatidae. Gene Ontology annotation, biological process: intracellular protein transport; vesicle organization; membrane organization. The transcript has 6 exons. Gene Ontology annotation, cellular component: COPII vesicle coat; endoplasmic reticulum exit site. Bases 181 to 759 code for a protein of 192 amino acids.
AUGGUACUUGUGGCUGAUGACGUAAUACCGGGUGGACCUGGGGGCAGCCAUUUUCGUCUUGGACGGAAUGACAUGACAAGGGAGGAAGUCUGAAGAAUUCGUCUUACAAAUCUGCUUUUGGGCAAGAAAAAGGACCAACAUUUUAGGGUUUGCUGGUAGUGUACUUAGACAAACACAAACAUGUUUCUGUGGGACUGGUUUGCUGGGAUGCUGCACUAUUUAGGUCUGCGGAAAAAGUCUGGUAAGCUUGUGUUCUUGGGCCUGGACAACGCGGGGAAGACGACCUUGCUGCACAUGCUGAAGGACGACAGAAUGGCGCAGCACGUCCCCACGUUACACCCCACCUCCGAGGAGCUGGAGAUGGGAGGCAUGCGCUUCACCACCUUCGACCUCGGCGGACACGCACAGGCGCGGCGUGUGUGGAAAGAUUACCUCCCAGCGAUAAACGGAGUCGUGUUUCUGAUCGACGCGGCCGACAGGUCCAGGUAUAAGGAAGGCAAGGAGGAACUGGAUAGUCUUCUAACAGAUGAGCAGAUUGCGAACGCGCCGGUUCUGAUUCUGGGGAACAAGAUCGACAAGCCGGGGGCAGCGAGCGAGGAGGAACUCAGGCAGUGGUUUGGCUUACACGGACAGACAACCGGAAAGGGCAAUGUGCCGCUCCAUGAAUUGAACACACGGCCUGUGGAGUUGUUUAUGUGCAGUGUACUGAAGAGGCAAGGUUACGGGGAGGGCUUCCGCUGGCUGGCACAGUACAUCUAGUCCGCGCGCCCACACAACUCAUGUGACUCCAGGACAAGGGUCAGGAGCAAGUCGGUGGAACGUACUGCACCUGCGCAAAACUCUGGUUUUCUUUUCACGGUUUUAGUUGGAUGUUUGGUCAACGUUGCAUCAGAAUUGAUGAUAUCUUUUCCAACACAACAUUUGGAAACUACAGACAGGAUGUUAACCUUGUAU